AUGGUUGAGCCGGAAAGAAGAUACUCAAAGGCUGAACGAGUGUUACUAUCAUUGGUGAAUACGAAAAAGAAACUCAGGCAUUAUUUUGAAUCCCAUCCUAUCAUUGUUCUGACCACUUUUCCUAUAAAGGUGAUCUUGCAUAAGUUAGAUCUGUUUAGGAGAAUGACAAAAUGGGCCAUAGAGUUGAGUUCAUUUGACAUAACGUAUGAACCCAGAACGGGAAUAAAAAGACAAGCCGUGGCUGAUUUCCUGCUCAAAUAUGAUGUGGAAGAUAUAGAAGAAGACCUUGAAAGCUUUUCAUGGAAGCUUCUCGUUGAUGGCUUCUCAAAUCAAAUGGGUGCAGGAAUUGGGAUCAAACUGCAGACACCAGAAGGCAUCACGCUGAGUCAAGCAAUUAGACUUGAGUUCCAAGCAACCAAUAAUGAAGUAGAGUAUGAAGCAUUGCUGGUAGGAUUGAAGUUUGCCAAAGAACUGAAGAUCAAAAGGCUAGUUGCUUUUAGUGAUUCACAACUGAUCAUUCGGCAGGUGAUAAGGGAGUAUGGUACCAAAGAUAAGACAACAGAUGCAUAUCGUUCUGCGGUUAUGCAUGAAGCAAAAGACUUUGAUCAAAUCAAGUUCAUCCAGUUGCGGAGGGAAUGUAAUGAGGAUUCCGAUCGGUUAGCUUGUAGAGCGUUAAGUUCUGGAAAAACAUUGGCAAGAAUGAUUCCAAUUGAUGUGUUGUGCCAACCAUCUAUCUUCGAGGAAUCAUCUAGCUCAGAUCCUCGGCAAGUAAUUGUCAUACCAUAUGACCUGAGAUGGAUUAAUCCAAUCAUGACUUUUAUACAAGAUGGCGUGUUGCCCGAACGGAAAGAUGAGGCAAGAAAAAUCAGAUCAAAUACUGCAAAGUAUGCAAUUGUGCAUAACCAGUUGUAUAGAAGGUCUUUCUUAGGACCAUACUUGAAAUGUGUUACCCCCUCAGAAGUUAGGCAUAUCCAGCGAACGAUCCAUGAGGGUGUGUGUGGCAAUCAUUUAGGAGGGAUAUCUCUGGCGCACAAGGCGAUGACGCAAGGGUAUUUCGCCGAACAUGUCGCGUGA
Cornus florida is the source of this 1074-nucleotide messenger RNA. RefSeq lists its product as uncharacterized. The transcript has a single exon. The coding region runs from base 1 to 1074 and encodes 357 amino acids. The record is from RefSeq and is a predicted model, not a curated record. Gene Ontology annotation, molecular function: RNA-DNA hybrid ribonuclease activity; nucleic acid binding. NCBI's taxonomy places the organism in Eukaryota, Viridiplantae, Streptophyta, Magnoliopsida, Cornales, Cornaceae.